AAUAAGGCUCAUUAAGUUUAUUGCAGCCUGUGGGUGUGAAAUCAUCAUCGCGCUCCAAAUAAUACACGCAUUUCUCGCGAGCCCGUUUCUGUUGGCUGUAAAAGUGCACAGUCUGUCAACUGAAAUGCAAAUAGCCCUUCUGCGUGUAUCUGUCUCGAUACGUUAUCUUCAUGUGGGGGUGGGUAGCGUGACCUACGGCUAUCCAACUCCACUAAAAUCCGUUUAUCUGUAACGUUCACCAACGAUCGUCGCCCCUGAACGAUCGCUCAACAUUCGUCUCCGCCGCACCGUGAACACAUGAGGAGAACGACACCCGUAACGUUCACCAGCGCACUCGUUUGGCGGCUCUUAGCGCCAAAGACCGUUUGUUUUGGCAUCCCAGGGAAGUGGGUUUUACAACCGCUGUUUUUAAGCCCUUUUAGACAGUCAUGUGAUUGUAACGUAACCCGACCGGAAAACACCGACGACCAUCGCCGCCAAUGCUGCGUUUGAGAGGAACAGAGCAGCUGCGAGCCCAACGGACAAGUCCCCCGGUAACAGACAACAACUCGCCCAACUCCACACGCUCGAGCGGAGGAAAGGUGGAAGUAUGGAGCUGGCCAAUCAUGGUCUUAUCCUUCUGCAGCAGCUCAACGCGCAGAGGGAGUUUGGCUUCCUGUGUGACUGCACGGUCGCCAUCGGCGAUGUCUUUUUCAAAGCACACAAGGCUGUACUGGCCGCAUUCUCAAACUACUUCAGAAUGCUAUUUAUACACCAGGACAGUGACUGUGUCCGCUUGAAACCUGCUGACAUUCAACCCGACAUCUUCAGCUACCUCCUCAAUCUGAUGUACACCGGAAAACUGGCGACGCAGCUUAUCGAUCCAGCUCGCCUGGAGCAGGGCGUCAAGUUCCUCCACGCGUACCCUCUGAUUCAGGAGGCAAGUCUGGCUAGCCAUGCGGCUCAGGCACAUCCUGAGGUCAGUCUUCCCCUGUCGUCCUCUCUUUAUGGCAUUCAGAUAUCAGACCAACAGGCUACGCUCACAAAUCGCGUCUCAACGAGAACGCAUCUCUCUUCGCCGUUCGACCUGGAAGGUUUGCUCGAUGGGAAGUGUGCUACCACGAACAAAGCUACCUCACUGACGCGGCCUGUAUCCAAGCACAGGCAAGCUCUGUCAGAAGCAGAGGUAGAAUCGUCGGCGAGCACCAGUCAAUUUGUGAGGGAAGGCGGCGAGACCGAAGCAUCUGGAGGUGAAGCCCCAUCUUGCUCCCUGAACGCCAACACCAUUCUGCAUGUGAAGCCCAGCAUCAUGAGAAGAAGUUCCUCUUUGAGGAAGCAUUAUACGUGCCACGUCUGCGGGGGGCGCUUUACCCAGCGGGGCGCCUUGCGAGAGCACCUGCUUCUACACACCCAGGCUAUGCUCCCCCUGGUGUUAGAGUCUGUCGGUGCAGCUUCCCCAAUGCCGCCUGGAGGUGCUGCCACACCAGAGGUGGAGGAAGUCUUCAGAGGCAGCGAAGCGGUAGCAGCCACUCCCAUCAUCGUGGAUGCUGCUAGUGACAGUGAGCAACAUCUGUACUCAAAAGACUCGCCACACCCCGAAACCGCCAUGCCCGUCCCAACAACGACCGCAGUCAGCCUGUGCACCGCUCAGCCCCAGGCGGACACACCGCCUCCGUCCGAUAUCGCUGAUAUCGACAACCUAGAAGGUGCGGCUGACAUGGAGCGGGAAGUGAAGCGGAGGAAAUAUGAGUGCUCCACUUGUGGUCGCAAGUUCAUCCAGAAGAGCCACUGGAGAGAGCACAUGUACAUCCAUACGGGAAAGCCGUACCGCUGCAGCGCCUGCGGCAAGAGCUUUUGUCGGGCCAACCAGGCGGCGCGGCACGUUUGCAUGAAUCUGGGCUCGGAGCCAGCGUACACCAUGGUGGACCGACAGAGCAUGGAGCUGUGCGCCGCAGACGACUCCAGCCAAAUGGAGGCGUUGUUUCUCGGUUCUUCUGGGAGGCCGUACAAAUGCAAUGUUUGUGAAAUGACCUUUUCCAGUCCUAAUGAGGUGAUCAAGCACCUGUGUUUUAACCAGGGAGCUCUAGCGGGUGCAGCGGCUGGAGAAAUGGGUGUCAGCGGGCUGAACAGUGACAGCCUGGCCAAAGACGAAGGCUCAGAUUCAUCCAACGGUGGGCCUUUGAUAACGCCCAUCAAAACCGAGGAAGUCUUUGUAGAAUAGCUUCACAUUCAUCCACUUCAGAGUAUUGUUGUUGUGUUUUUUUUUUUUUUUUUUUUUUUUUUUGUUUUUUUUCAAUUGUAUUGCAUUUGUGGGUAAAUUAUGAUCAGAAGUUAAGCUACAGAGAGAAAAUUCUGUUAUAUUGUUUCUUUUUUUUUUUUUUCAGGGAAUUUUACUUCUACUGAAAAGUUAUACUUUUUUUUUUUUUUCAUGCAUUCAUUUACUAUAUUUAUAACAGAUUUACGGUAGGUUUAAUCCAACAAUUCAAAGUCCUGCUUCGUUCUGUGUUUCUUUCAAGGGUUUUACUGUUUACUCGGGUCACUUGUAGUGCUGCGGUUAAAGCUCUUCCUCUGCCUAACGGUCUACAGGAAAAGGAUGUAGUGAACUGCUAAAAUCCUGCUUUUGUCACAGACCAAAUCAGAUGUAGACCUCAUUAGGUUGGAUCGGGAAUAUUUAAAAUUAUUAAAGCCACAAAAUGAUUGGUUCAUGGGUACAACACCAAAAUUUCUUUUGAAAAUAAGAAAUGUCACUUUCUGAGCAGCUAAAUGGAGGUUCUGGUUUAGGAUGAGUAUUCACUACCUCAACCGGUUUCAGACAUGCAAUAUCAGACUUACCUGAAAUUUGCAUCAAAGGGUCGAGGAUCAAAGUCAACUUUAUUUUUCCAGUGCCUCCGAGGAGUUAUACAGAUCUCAAAGUUUUUUCUUUCUUACACCGUUUCUAAUUUCUCAUUACAUGCUUUGGGUUAGCAAGAGCAAGGUGUAAUUGUAGAUAACCUUCAUGCAGUGCCAGAUUACCUGUCGAACAUCGCUUAUAUUGUUAAUGUGACCCACGACAUAUUUGCCUAAUUAUCCACUUUUGUCAGUUUGUUACAGUGCUUUUUUUUUUCGUGCCAAUGCCACCUAAACAUUCAUGCUGUAAAAUUGGUCGGCGGCAGCAGCUCAUCAGCGAUUCGGUUGUGUUGCUCUCACUGUGGUUCAACAUGUUUACAGUUGUGCUGUGCGUUUAAUCAAAGUUGUUACUGUGUGUGAUUUUAGAAGACACUGUGGCCAAUCGUAUAUAUAUGUGUAUAACAUUUGCUUGAAGGGAGAUAUUUCUGUCACUGUUUGCUGAUUUAAUUUUUGCCAUGAUUUGCUUAAAUAUGCUCUUAAAUUCCUUAUUUUUGAGUUUUAUAUAACUUUUCUAAUUUUAUGUACAGUGCUUUAUUUACAAAGAAUUAUAAUCUCAGAGGUUGUAUAUUGUUUAAUGCAUUUACUGUAGAAUAUUAGCCAUUUGUAGUGUAGCACAAGUAUGUGUAUAUUUGUCAUCUGUCUUUGUUUUAAUGAAACUGACAGUGAAGUCAUGCUGUAAAAGCACUGAUGUCUGCUAAAGAUUCCGACUACUUUCAUCAAUAUACUUGUGCUACAUCAGGAAACGUUUGUCAUUUGCAGCCAGGGUGAUUUACAUUCAGUGCUUUAUAUUUCUUCCAUCUUUCUCUUUGUAAAAACCUUGUAGGAAUUUAUUUUAAGAGCACUGUGAGAGCACUGUGAGUUAAGUUACUACUGAAUAGUUCAUUAAAGCCCAGGAAUGACCAUUUGCUUCAUUUUGUUACAAGGAUUUUUUUUUUCUUUUUACCGUAAUGUUACUUUUUUUUUUUUUUUUUUUUUUUUUUUUUUUUUUUUUUAAUCAUACAUCAGGCGAUGUCAUGCCUUUUUCCCCGUAGUAUUGUUACAACUCUUUGUUAUUUGUACAUAUGCAAGUUGUUACUAUUUGAGACAGUUUUAGGGAGGAAGGGGUAAAGGUGCCCCCUCAAACGCACAAACCCCAAAGCCAAGGCAAAACAUACUGUGAUCUCUCGCUCCUCAGGAACAUGAACAGUCGUCUCUGGAAAAAAAUACUUCCUUUGCAUUUUCAUUGUGAAUAAUGAUAAUAAAUCCUUAUGUUUUUGAAA
Molecule: messenger RNA, 4124 nt
Organism: Puntigrus tetrazona (Sumatra barb)
Lineage: Eukaryota; Metazoa; Chordata; Actinopteri; Cypriniformes; Cyprinidae
Gene: zbtb2b
Product: zinc finger and BTB domain containing 2b
Exons: 3
Coding region: 590-2200 (536 amino acids)
Biological process (GO): regulation of transcription by RNA polymerase II
Cellular component (GO): nucleus
Molecular function (GO): DNA-binding transcription factor activity, RNA polymerase II-specific; protein binding; RNA polymerase II cis-regulatory region sequence-specific DNA binding
Source: RefSeq, a predicted model, not a curated record